AUGUUCUCCAUCCUCUCCAUCGCACUCUCUGUUACUCUCUUUAUCGCGCGCGUAGCUGGCCACGGUGGUGUCCAGAGUUGGAUUAUCAGAGAUGAGACUUACAUUGGCUAUCAGCCGUACGAUCCGCCUGAAGGCCAGUGGCUGGCAUGCAAUAACGACGGUGGGCCGACGCGAGGUGGUGGUCAGAUCUCCGCCCCUAUUCGUGCUGGAGACUUUAUCAUCGCUGUGUGGGGGUACUGGAUUCAUCCGUUUGGACCUGGGAUGGUGUAUAUGGCGCGAUGCCCUGGAUCGUGCACUGCUGUUAAUAGCACGGAACUUGAUUGGUUUAAGAUCGAACAUACUGGUUUGAUUGAUGGAAACCUCGUGGAUGGUACUUGGGGUGGAGGCCAAGUAGUCGCCACGGGCAUCUACAACGCCACCAUCCCAGAAGCACUCGCAGAUGGUGAAUACCUGAUUAGGCACGAGCUUAUCGCCCUUCAUCCGCAAUGGGUUGGUCCCCAGUUCUACGUCGAAUGUGCGCAGUUCAUCAGGAAAAGACAAUCGCCGUGGCAGCCGUGGCCCCACACCCUCCACACCCCUCCACACCCUCACACCAUGGUGUGGGACUAUACGGGGUUGUAG
Messenger RNA from Coprinopsis cinerea okayama7#130, 621 nucleotides. RefSeq lists its product as hypothetical. The coding region runs from base 1 to 621 and encodes 206 amino acids. The transcript has 9 exons. The record is from RefSeq and is a predicted model, not a curated record. NCBI's taxonomy places the organism in Eukaryota, Fungi, Basidiomycota, Agaricomycetes, Agaricales, Psathyrellaceae.